Messenger RNA from Phaeoacremonium minimum UCRPA7, 1143 nucleotides. RefSeq lists its product as hypothetical. Lineage: Eukaryota; Fungi; Ascomycota; Sordariomycetes; Togniniales; Togniniaceae. Bases 1 to 1143 code for a protein of 380 amino acids. The record is from RefSeq and is a predicted model, not a curated record. The transcript has 3 exons.
AUGCAAGAGAUCGGGUUCCAAGCGCCAGACCUCGUCGAGCGCUUCGCACAAUGGAGUUUGAAUGGCGCGCCUGCUAACCCGGAGAAUCAGAACAUUGUUGACGCUCCUAACCACGUCGGCACACAGUUGUAUCCCUUCAGCGAACGGCCCUUGAUAGGAGGCAAUGCUAUUCUGUACAGCAGCAACCAUCCUGAAUACGUCAAUGCUGAAUUAAUGCGCGCGCCCCUGAGGGCGGAGGAGUAUCCCGGAAGAUUACCGCUUCAGGGUAUCCCUACUGAGCGGAUUCCCAGCGACAACCCGGCAGAGGGCCAAUGCCAGGAGCCACUUCGCAAGGUAAGAAAUGCUCAUGGUGAGUACGUUGAGAUCUGUAAUAGGGUGACCUCACAUGUGUGCGAGGACCGUCGUCAUCCUGGCGUCAAGGACGGCGUCGACCAGCGAUGGUACGUCAGCGAAGAUUGCAACGACUUUUCAAAACUUGUCAUAGCCAAUGGACUGGAGGUGAACGACAUCGUGGGGAUGCGUGCUUACUACUGCAACGAUUGUGGUACCAAAGCUGAUGAGUCUCAUUUCGCAUACUGCGGACAUCGAGUCUGGGGCUUUGAUCCUAACGCAACCGUGACCAGCGAACUCGCUCACCAACAGCCAGAGCAGCCCGGAGGUUUCCGCGGAGGAUUUCAGGGCGCUCCUCUACCUAUGACUGGUUGCGCCUGCGCUGAGAAGCUUCUCGGAAGGGUCCUCUGCAUGGCGCACAGGACAACUAUGGCUGAUGAUAUGAUCUAUCAGUCAAAAGUGAUGCAAGAGUGGCGCCUCAACAUGUAUGGCAAACCCAUCUGUCCCAACUGUCGAAAGAACGUUGGCGUCGACGUUUGGUUCAAUGUACAUGACGACAACAACGGCAAUUUUGGCAACAUACCCCUGAAGGGCGGCCAGAAUCGCCAGCGAGUCUGGGCGUGCAUGGUUUGCCACGAGUAUGUCGUAAUCAAACCUGUGAAUGAGGUUGCUGGAACCAGCCUCGUCCCCGGUUUCCAAGCCUGGCUUCCCGACCCGAACUCAGGUGAGCUCAGUCAACGCUAUGAGGAAGCCCAGAGAGUUAUGAGGGGAGAAGUUCAGGAGCAACAAAACGUGGAGAUGGCUGGGACUUGA